Molecule: messenger RNA, 3627 nt
Organism: Zygotorulaspora mrakii
Lineage: Eukaryota; Fungi; Ascomycota; Saccharomycetes; Saccharomycetales; Saccharomycetaceae
Gene: RAD9
Product: chromatin-binding protein RAD9
Exons: 1
Coding region: 1-3627 (1208 amino acids)
Biological process (GO): positive regulation of transcription by RNA polymerase II; DNA damage checkpoint signaling
Cellular component (GO): nucleus
Molecular function (GO): histone binding
Source: RefSeq, a predicted model, not a curated record
AUGCUACUUAAACAAAGAAACCAAAAAAAAAAAUGUAUAUUAAAUUUAAAUAAAGAAGGUUCUCUGAUGUCAGAUGGUAUUCAGCUGACGGAUGAAGCUUAUGGCGAUGAGCAAGACAUGGGGCGAACACGCGUGGCAAGCCCAGAACGUGUUAAGGAUAAUCCAUUGAUUCCAAAUGAUAGAGCAAAUUUCAAUGGAGAACUGCGACACAAGCCUGAGAAGCUUCAAGAAAGGUCUUUGCCAGCUAAAAUAGCAGCACAAAUAUCUCUAUCACAAGGUGAAACUGUGGAUUAUGACCGUACUCCGCCCUUGGGAAGCCCUACCGAGACAGCAAAAGACAAAGAAGUCAGAUAUAACACACGAACGCCAAAUCUGGACAAAAUUGCUAAGUUCUUCAAGAAUCGACCUUCAGCAUCAAAGGAAAACUUGCUAAAAAAAUUCGAAGCUUCUCAUUUGGAGGAUACGCCUGAGUCUCAAAGGAAAUGGAAUCCACCGAGAUAUCCUAUAAACGCUAGAAAAGUAUCAAGCACAGAGCUCAUAUCUAAUGCGGAAGCUAUGAUAGAGCCCCCUUUUUUCGAAGCAAAUGAUAGUGAGGAGAGAUUUUCAGUAACAGGACCUUUUAACGAGGAGCCUAAUAUGAAGCCAUGCAAGGCUGAUGCUUCAAAACAAGAUAAUACGGAAACCAUCGCACAACCAUUAGUCAAGGGAAUUGACUGUACUGUAUUUGAUGGCAAUGAUCACGUAAUUUCAAAUGCGUCUCCGUUGAAUGAACGCUACGAAGUGUCACAGAAAGAAAAGCACCCUGUCAUUCAUCUAGAGCGAGGAUGUGAGCGGCAGGUUUCUGGUGAUUCAAAGUCGGCUGGACCGACUGAAAGGAGGCUUUACCACCAAAGAGAGCUUCUCAAUUAUUCCUCUGAUAGAGAGUUAGUCAGAGAUUCAGGUAGAGAGGAAACAGGAAGGAAAGAAUUAACAGACUCCCAACGUAUCUUUUCACAAACGCAUACUACUGGUGCGCAACCAGAAUAUUUAUCAUACUCUGAAAGACUAUUAGAUGACCCCAAUGAUUCAAAAUGUCAUGAUCAAUCAGUAAACAGUACUCGAGUAGAUGAUACCACUGCUGACCUCAUACCGUCGCCAUGGAUACUCCAUCCUAUUGAAGGUGGAAUUUUCAACAGUAAUAAAUCUACACAAAUAGUGAACACUGGGGGUACACAGCAUAUUUCAAGUCAAUCUGCUGUUUCUCUGGAUACCAGCGGAAUGAACAAAAGGUUCGACCUUGAGCCAUUAAAGUAUGGCGAGGAGACACAAAUUAUAGCAUCAUACAUAUCGCAAGCGAUGCCCUCCCCGAAUGCGAAUGGAAGCACCCAAAGAGAAAACGAGUUGAUGUGCUCUACCCAGAUCAUCAAAUCACAGGAUAAUGCAACUCCACAUGAUUUGAAUACGCCGCCCAAUCUUACGAGAAUAAUAUUUGAACCUAUAAUGGAAGUUCCAGAAACAAGCUCCCCAACAAAAUCAAAAGACGAUAAAAUGAUCAAUUUUUCACCCUCUUCCGCCCCUGAUGCACUCAACAAUGAGUCUUACAAUGUAAAUGAUAAUCUGGACAAUCAAGACAAGGUGCACCUUAAAAUCUUGAGUAAAAUUGAGAAUCUCUCGGACCAAGAGAGAAAUUCGACUACUCCACCGGAUGAUAAAAGAAACUUUGAUGUUGUCAUAAGUGAGACAGAAUAUACCCAAGACUUACCUGAAGUUGAAGAGGUGGAGGGAACUCAAGAAAUUGAAGUAUCCAACUUCGACAGCUGGGACGCCUUGAGCACUACAGGUACCGAGGACGCAUCAACGGAUAGUCUCUUGAAAAGACCUCAUGGUGAAUCUUUACGACCCACUUUCAAUAACGAACACAACAGGUCUCUCUCAAGAAAGAAAGUACGCAAAAUUGCGAAUUCAGGUGGGAAAACAAGCAGACAAUUGAGUGAUCAUUUUUUAAAAGAUUUCUCGUACUCGAACAAUCAAAACGGUUCGGAUAUGGAGGUAUCCAAUCACCGUAGCAUUCAUGAUCAAGAAACAGUUAUGACUUUCCCAAAAGAAGUUUUACGUGAGGAGAAAGACUUCCUUUCAAAGUCUGAUAUCAAAUUCGAAGAUGCUGUCUGGUGUCAGUACAGCUUGGAUUACAACUAUUAUCCCGGUCGAAUAGUAUCGAGCGAUGUGAACUCAGAUAAAAGCUGGGUAUACUUCGAUACGGGUACAUCACUCACAAAAAAUGAUGAUAUAUAUUACCUUGACAUCAGAAUUGGGGACGUGGUCGAUAUAAAAAGUAGAAAGUAUAUUGUUAUUGGUUUAGAAUGCAUCUCUCAUGAACCUGGUACAAUAAGGUGUAUACGUGGGUUUGACACGGUUCAUCUAAAAAAGAAAAAUAACUCUGGGAAACUGGCAAAGAAAAUAAUAGUAAGACGGCUGGCAGAAGUUACUAUUGAUUUGAAGGAGUGGACCAAAAGGCCGAAGGUCAUCUUGCAACAGGGAUCGCAAGCUCGUACAAUGGCUCAUGGAGAUUUGCAACACCCCAUCAGAGGUAGAAAGAACACAUUGAAGCUUUCGCCACGAAAGUUCAAAAGCAAUGUGUGCUCUGAUGACCACCCUAUUUAUAAGGAGGAAUCCGAUGCAGAUGAUACCCAAGAUGUAGAAUUGACUUCUGCGCUUAAACCCAACGGUAAGACGAAAAGCUCCUUAUUCAGUCAGUCUUGCAGAGAUCAAAUUGAAGGGAGAAUAUUUGAAGGUUGCUUAUUUGUUUUCACCGGUUUUAGUGAGGAAAGAGAGGAACUGACCGAGGUGGUGACUUCACUCGGUGGAGAAGUCCUAGAUGGUGGAUUUUCCAGUAUAUUUAAGAUCGGUUCGCCAGUACAGGAUGCUGCGUCUAAGCAACUCAAAUAUGACUUGCAAAUACACCUAGAGAACAGCAUGAAAUAUAGUCAGUAUAAAUUUGCUUGCUUGCUCACCACACAGCAUUCAAGGAGUCUGAAAUAUCUGGAAACGCUAGCACUCCGAUGGCCCACUUUGCAUUGGAAAUUUGUUAGACAUUGUAUCGGAAGAAAUACGCUAGCUUUAGAUGCUAUACACCAAUACUUACUGCCCUCUGGGGAAAGUUAUAGGUUAUCAAUCAGCUCAAGCAGGGGCGGGGGAGUCAUAAAAUCUAGUGAUAUCUUCCAUUUUCAUGAGAAUUUAAUUCUGGGUAAAAGACUAAACGAACAAAUAAGAGGAUUGCAGACAGUCAUGCAAAAAUUUAUUGUUGUGGUCUAUGGACGCUCUGAAUUGGAUAGUUUCGUCAAAUUCGCGUUUUGUUGUCUCGGUGUUUCCACCCUUUAUCAAGUCUCAGAGCAAGGGAAUGCAUUAGAAAUCUCAGAUCAUUUUACUCGAAGAUUUGAUCAUAUAGCAAGAAAGACUAAUGAGAAUUCACAAAUUCUAAUAUAUAUGAAUGACAACGGUGGAAAAUCCAACUCCUUUUUAAAUGAUUUAAGAAGGAAGCUCUCAAUAUCUGUAGGUUAUUUGCGUAACGAUAUAUCAACCAUCCAUGUUGAAACCAAAGAAUGGCUCAUUCAAACCAUUAUCAAUGAGAAUACUGGAUAUUUCAAUUAA